Papaver somniferum (opium poppy) is the source of this 1140-nucleotide messenger RNA. Its product is annotated as thylakoid membrane protein slr0575-like. The coding region runs from base 96 to 932 and encodes 278 amino acids. The record is from RefSeq and is a predicted model, not a curated record. The transcript is spliced from 9 exons. Lineage: Eukaryota; Viridiplantae; Streptophyta; Magnoliopsida; Ranunculales; Papaveraceae.
GUAGAAAAUAGUAGAAUAGAGCCCCUUCUUUGCUUCAAACGGAUAAUAUAACUGUUUUUUCUUUUUCGCGGAGUGAGAAUCUAGAGAAAGAGAAGAUGGCAGUGGCUAUGAAAGCAGGAGGAGGUGGAAGGACUUUGCUGUCUAUGGAAUUGCCUCAUGCUGUUAUUCCUCGCUCUCAAUCUCAAAUACGUAUUAAACCCUCCGGUACUACCUUCAUUUUCAAUCCUUCCUUUUCUGUAAAGCCUAAUCACCGUCAGUUGGUAUUUGUCACAAGAGCUGCUGAUUCCACACAACCUUCUUCAUCAGCUUCUGUUAGCAUCUCUAACAACAGCAACAAAACCGUUAUUCCUGACCCUGAAUUCACCCUUGCCAAGGUUUCCUUUGGUGUUAUUGGACUUGGCCUUGGAGUUUCACUUCUGUCAUAUGGGUUUGGGGCCUAUUUCAAUAUUCUUCCUGGUUCUGAAUGGUCCGCGAUCAUGCUAACUUAUGGAUUUCCACUUGCAAUUAUUGGAAUGGCUCUAAAGUAUGCAGAGCUCAAACCAGUUCCGUGCAUAACAUAUUCAGAUGCAGAAGCGUUGAGGGAGAAAUGUGCUACUGAAAUUCUCAAACAGGUGAGAAAUGAUGUUAUUAGAUUUCGGUAUGGUGAUGAGCAGCAUCUGGAUGAAGCCUUGAAACGUAUUUUCCAAUACGGACAGGGUGGAGGAAUUGCGCGAAGAAGCGCACCAAUUCUGCAAAAGAUACGUGAAGAGGUUACAGAAGAUGGAAAAUACAGUUUGGUAUUGGUUUUCCAGGCAAAAUCUCUUGAGUUAUCAGAUUUUGAGAAACGGCAGGCAAAGUUUGCUUCAUUCUUUGGACCAGGAAUCAGAGCAGAAAUCAGGAAAGACGAGAACGACCUUUAUGAAGUCUAUCUUGUUUCCGAAACAGCUUCUUAAAUAUAUGUAAAUAUCAAAUGUGUAUGUAAUUGUCCAUUUUCACUUGUUUCUUCAUCCAGAUAUUGUUAUGCUAGUUAAUACUUAUCACUGCUCUGUGAAGAAAGAAACUUGCAUUCAACUUCAGCAGAAAAGGCUACAAUAUUGUUAUGCUAGUUACAAAAACCAGUCACAGUUUUCGAAAUUAUACAAAAGGUCACCUAUUUUAGCA